Messenger RNA from Daphnia magna, 871 nucleotides. RefSeq lists its product as uncharacterized. The transcript has 3 exons. The record is from RefSeq and is a predicted model, not a curated record. Lineage: Eukaryota; Metazoa; Arthropoda; Branchiopoda; Diplostraca; Daphniidae. Bases 403 to 762 code for a protein of 119 amino acids.
UUCUGUUGAAAGUAGCCGUAUUUGAUGGGACCAAUACGUCAAAGAGAUAGCCCUACAUCCAAAUGUAAACAUAUUGACUCGCCAUAGAGAGGAGCUAUUUACAGACGUCCACGUAUUCCGCCAAGGAUAUCGAUUUCCUUUUAGAACAUAUGGAUAUCUCCCUCCCUAGUGAUGAUGAUCUGGUUUCUGCGAAUAGAAGCGAAGGGUUCUGCUUUCUCUUAGAUAAUGGUUAAAAGAAAACGUAUGGUUGGCGUUGUUGUUUCCAAGUGAUGCACCUGAAAAUCCCCUUAAUGUCUGUAGAUGGCGACGUUUGUUUCCAAUGCACUUCAAUCCUUAAAAAAAAGAGGACUAUUGUUGAUUUGUUAUCGUCGUAAACUCUGUCAAUAAAAUUGCAUCAUUCAAAUGUCAUCCGAUGUCCCUUUCUUCCUGUUGCAAUUAAGAGAAUCAUCGAAAAAAUCCGCCGAAAUGAUGGAUGCUCCGAUUCGUAAAGAUCCGCCUUCUGCUGGCCAAAAGAUACAGGAAAAGGCCAAUGAAGCCGCUCAAGUCGGCCGUGAGGCUGGCCAGCAAGUUAAAGGACAGGCUCAAAAAUUCGGUCAGGGAAUCAAGCAAACAGCUUAUGAUAGACCGACACAACAACAAGAGCACAGCAAAGGGAUGCUGGACAAGAUGAAAGAUACCAUUUCCGAUGCAGCUGACAUGGUCCAAGGCAAAAGCAAAGGCCAAAUGGAAAAUGUUAAGGAAACGUACAGCAAAGGAAAUUAAAUGAAUUGAAUUUGCUUUAUCCUUGGAAACCUAAUGUACCCCUCGGCUUUUCCGAAUGUUUUCCCAAUUUCUGGAAAGAUCAAAAAUACAUUCUUUAUCACAUGAGAAA